Messenger RNA from Cynocephalus volans (Philippine flying lemur), 374 nucleotides. RefSeq names its product chromosome 10 C17orf67 homolog (gene C10H17orf67). Bases 1 to 273 code for a protein of 90 amino acids. The record is from RefSeq and is a predicted model, not a curated record. The transcript has 4 exons. Lineage: Eukaryota; Metazoa; Chordata; Mammalia; Dermoptera; Cynocephalidae.
AUGAAGAAGUCGCUUGUGCUUGUGCUGUGUCCAAUCCUCCUGGCUCUCUUCUUAGAGGCCUCCCCAAUUCUGAUGGAAAAGCAGGCCAAACAGCUCCUGAGAUCCCGGAGACAGGACAGGCCAAGCAAACCUGGAUUCCCCGACGAGCCAAUGCGGGAGUACAUGCACCACCUGCUUGCCCUGGAGCACCGCGCUGAGGAGCAGUUCCUGGAGCACUGGCUGAACCCUCACUGCAAGCCCCACUGUGACAGGAAUGGGGUCCAUCCUGUGUAGGGGGAUUGGGACCAGCCUCGGAAGCAUUUUGUUGGCAAUGACCCGGAGAAUGGCAAAACAGAAUGAGAUUCCUUCUUUCAUUUGUUUUUAAACUGCGGAAA